Messenger RNA from Penicillium maclennaniae, 1755 nucleotides. RefSeq names its product sugar porter family MFS transporter. The transcript is spliced from 2 exons. Bases 1 to 1755 code for a protein of 584 amino acids. Gene Ontology annotation, cellular component: membrane. The record is from RefSeq and is a predicted model, not a curated record. NCBI's taxonomy places the organism in Eukaryota, Fungi, Ascomycota, Eurotiomycetes, Eurotiales, Aspergillaceae. Gene Ontology annotation, biological process: carbohydrate transport; transmembrane transport. Gene Ontology annotation, molecular function: carbohydrate:proton symporter activity.
AUGUCGGACAAUGUGAGCGCUGGUCCAUCAGGAACCGCCACCCUCGCUCCAACUCCUGGACCCAUUGUCUCUACUUGGCGGGCUCGCUUGGAUAGCUGGUGGAACGGUACUUCGACUUCAAUUGCUUCAUACUCCCAGCUUCCUCAGGCCUACGACGAAAAUCAAUUGGAUCAGCUCGAUCUCGGAAUGGAGCCGUUACGUCUCUCCAAGGCUCGGUGGCGCACAUAUUGGCUAGCUGUCGUGUUAUGCUGCGGCGGUGCACUAUUUGGAUAUGACUCUGGUGUUAUCGGUGGUGUGCUCACCUUCAAAUCAUUCCAAUCGUCAUUUGAAUUCAGCAGCGCAAAUGAAACUAGCGUAAGCUCCAUCGCCGUCGGCAUCCAACAAGCCGGCGCCCUCGCCGGCUGUUUCAUCAUCUGGCCUGUUACCAACCACUGGGGUCGCAAGAUCGCCAUGAUGUCCUGCUCUGUGGUCUUCUGUAUCGGCGUUAUCCUAGAGAUCAUAGAUGCCCAUUCGCUACCACUCUUCUACGUCGGUCGAGUAGUCUGUGGACUCGGCGUCGGCGGCUCAGCAACCGUCAUCCCAAUCUACAUGUCCGAGAUGAGCCCGAAAGAAAUCCGCGGCCAACUGGGUAGCUGUUACCAGCUCACCUACACUAUUGGAAUCCUAGUCUCUUACUGGAUAGACUACGGCGUCAAAUCCAUGCCUUCCACCGCUACCCAAUGGCAGCUCCCUGUUGGACUCCAACUCGUCCCUGGUGCAUUAAUGGGUCUGGGAAUGUUCACGCUCGACGAAAGUGUCCGCUGGCUCCUAGCACACGGCAAAACAGAUGAAGCAUGGCGCAGUCUAGUCUGGAUCCGAGCCGGUGAUGGUCCCGCCGUAAGCGAUGAAUUUGCCGAGAUGCGCCGGGGCCUCGAAGAAGAGCGCCACGCUACAGCGGGCUUCAGACCCCGUGAACUCCUUGAAUGGCCGAACAUGCACCGUCUGCUUCUCGGUGCCGGUCUCUUCUUAGCGCAGCAAUCAACGGGCUCGACGGCACUGGCUUAUUUCGGUCCGCAAUUCUUUUCCCUGCUCGUCGGGCCAGGGGACCAGAACCUACUGCUGACGGGUAUCUUUGGCGCUAUCAAGGUGGCAGCUUGUCUGAUCUUUGUGCUUUUCAUGUCCGAUCGAUUCGGACGGCGCCCGGUGCUGGCUGCAGGGGCUUCAUUCAUGGCCAUUUGUAUGCUUGCCACGGCGGGUGUUGUUAAAACCUAUCCGCCACAAGAUGGAGUCGUUAGUUCGGCCGGCAUUGUGACCAUCGCGCUGAUCUAUCUCAAUAUCAUCGCGUAUAACUUUAGCUGGGGCCCACUGCCGUGGCCAUGCACUAGUGAGAUCUUCCCGACACGAACCCGGGAGCCUGGUGUUGCCCUUGGUGUUGGAUCGCAGUGGUUGUUCAACUUUGUUUGGAGCUUCUCGACGCCUUAUAUCAUGGCUAGUAUUGGGUGGGGGACGUUCCUAUUGUUCGGAGUGCUUGAUAUUCUCAUUGUGGCGUUUACUUUCCUCUGUCUCAAGGAGACUGCCGGAAAGACGCUCGAGGAGAUCAACGAUCUGUUCGAUGGCAUUGAUCCGGAUAGUGAACAUAGCCGGAAGAGUUCUGACCUGAAUGUGGCCACGGGCUCGAAUGAGCAAGAUGAUCUGGACCGCAUGGAGACGGCAGACACUGUAGAUACCGCGAACAAGUAUACCGCUCACCUCGAGUCGACCGCUGGACGGACCUGA